CCGGAGUGGAUUCAAUCCACCAAACAUGGCCGACCGCGCCGAGUCCACGAAACUACGGAAACUCAGCCCGCCACGUAAGGUGCUACACUUCAGCGACGGCGUGCUUCACGAAAACAGCUCCGAAGAGGAUGAGCCACCUGUGCCCAUGACCGUGGUAGACCCGAGUACGCUACCGUGGGCGCCGUUCCUGCUGCACUGGGCGUUGCAGCUGGGAAGCCAGGCUCUGGCCGUGUGCGACUACCUGGGAGAGCACCUGGCCAACUGGUUCGGCGUCACGGCGCCCAAGUACCGGUACGAGAUCGAGCAUGGACAGGCGAGCGACGACGACAACGAGCUGAAGCAGGAGCCCGGCUGGCAGCGACCAGCGGAGCUGCUCCAGGUCACGGCCCAGCAGCCGGCCCAGCAACAGGGUCCGCGCUACUGAGUGUGAACGCACUCGUUUACACUGAGCACACGGCGAGCCGCGACUAUUGCGUGCCAUGCUCGUCCCCACCCGCACGCGAGGGCGCACCGACGCACACUUGAAGGCGCACACCGCGAUUUAUUAUUCUUCGUUUUGGGCGGCUGGUCGAGCCUGCGCGGAGCACAGGCGGCACGUUGCAUGGUCGCGUACCUCACAUUCAUUCCAGAAUGCCAAAGGAUCAAAAAGCAUACGUGGUAUGUCAAGCGGAGAGCGUAGGCUUUAUUUAUAUUUAAGGCAAUUAUGCACGCUUUGGUGGACCACAAACACUUGUCACAUAUGAACGUCCGUACAGCAUAAAAUGUUAAGAGUGGGAACUUCAUAGACCUGUGGCUUGUUUGCGCAGAGAAUUCGUGCAGACACUGCGCUUGGUAGUCUUUGAUAAUGCAUCUAACUCAUGUACAUACAUACACAUGCCUAGUCUGCCCGGAAAUAUUGGAAAGCUGUUUUCAUGCUUGAAACAGCAUGUAAUUGGCCAUGAAAAGUGAGCCCUUCAGACUUCAUUGUUUGGUGUUGCUUUCCUAUGAGCCAAAAUAUAGACAAGCUUUUGAUAACCUCGAGGGUUUUCCAGUGCACAUAAGGAUUUUGGCCCAGUUAACUGACCCAAGAAUUAUGGUAUCUAUCCAAACUUUAUGUCUCAAGUAUGGUGAAUGUUGUUAGAACCAUCUGCUCUUCCAUGCUCAUUAAUUCAAGGGGGUAUUGAAUGACUCCACAAGAGGAAGGCUGUGGACAAGAAGUUCCUGGUUAGAGAAAAUUUAAAACUCGGUUAUUUAUUGUGAAUGCCCACGUCUGUUUCGACAAUAUAGGACAGCAUCUUAAUCGUACAGUGGUGGAAAUUCAUUUGUGAAGUCAGUUAACCUACAAGAUGGCGACACGAGUGCUAGUUUGUAAACACCUGUGUGGAGGGGAUGAAGGUUGUGUAACUGGUGUUUUUAGACAACAACAUACAUGAGGGUUGCUUUAAAAAAAAAAGAUGAGUAAAUGUUUAAAAGAAUUUUUAAGGUCUGUGCAAGGUGCAGCCAGAUUAAAUGUUUGAUUGGCAUGUAAAAGAAAUGAUUGCAUUUUGCAAUUUUUUUUUGUUAUGUAGGAUUUUAAUGGCACAAGAGAAAUUUAGCUUCAGAGGAAUUUUUUUUUUAACCCCACAAAACCCAACGUAUCAUUUUUGCUAUGCUGAGUUUGAUACCUCAAAAUUUCUAUUUAAGUGCAGGAAGCUUAUAGCAAAGCCCAUCAUAGUGUCUUUAAUACACUGGAGCGAAAUUUUAGUUGUGGCCAGUUAAGUAAACCAAUCACAGUUGGCUCCCGUUAAUACAACCUCGCUUAAUUAUAUUUUACACUUUGCCUUUCCCUUUGUAACGGGUGGCCGUUACAAUGACGGCAGGGCAUUGACAUUGACUCCCCACCAGCACCCCCUCAUGUGUGCAGCGGCUACUGAAAGCUUGGAAACAAGAAAUUCCGCAGAUGGUGCUACUAGGUCCCUGGGCGACGACAGUGACUGCAAUAACUUGUCCUGCAGUUAUGAUAACGACUUGUGCUGCGCCCUGGGCGAUAUCUCUUUUAACAAUUUUGCCAGUGACGACGAUAGUGUUGGGUUUUGGGGGCCACUGACUGAUGAUGUGUGUAGUUAUUCUAGUACUGUAUUAUAAGUAGUCUGUAAAUGAUGACAGAAUACUUCAAGCAAUUAAAAAAAAUUCGUCCCGUCAGUUUUCUUCCAUUUCUCAAUUCGACUUUUGGAUAAUUCCCCGAAAACUAUAGGUUCCACAAGGCUCGAAAUAACUGGAUGGACUGUACUAAUUGUCAUACUAAUAAAUUUUUGACUCAAGUGAUAUUUCAUUGAUUUUUAGAAGAUGUAUGUAUUCCCCAUGUCCUAAAAUACAGAUGAACGAAUUGUUCUAGUUUUUCUUGAUGUGGAAGGGUGUUUGGGAUUUGUGGGGUUAGAGUUACCUCAUUUUGUUAAACGCUGAUCACAUUAAGCUGAUGGCAACGAAUAUAGUUCCAGUAAGCAUAGUCGACUAACAAUUUAUGUGGUACCGUUGGUGACCAAGACAUUGCCAGCCUUUGCUAAUUCACUCGAGCUUCCCCUAAAGCCUAGUGUCCUUUCUGCCUCUGUAUGUGCCUGAUUCAAGCUAAACCAUGCACCUCUUUCUUGGACAGGGACUGUGGCCCAUAUUUAUUCUUGCAGCCAUUUUGCUGCUCGUACUGCUCACGCUUUGUGAAUGCUGCAUGUUGUACUGCGAAGCAUUCUGCUGGAGAAAUUCAGCAGAGCUGAAUAUGUUGUGCAAGAAGGUACUGUUUUCAUACGCUACUUGCUAGUUGUUUAUGCCCAUGUUUUGAACUUGUUCUGAAUAAACAGAUGCUGAAAUGUG
Dermacentor silvarum is the source of this 2823-nucleotide messenger RNA. RefSeq names its product protein FAM177A1. Lineage: Eukaryota; Metazoa; Arthropoda; Arachnida; Ixodida; Ixodidae. The transcript has 2 exons. The coding region runs from base 26 to 424 and encodes 132 amino acids. The record is from RefSeq and is a predicted model, not a curated record.